UGUACGUGCUCUGCUCGCGCCCGGCUCACAACCUCACUCGCUCGCUCACUCUCCACCGCACGUCCAUCUCGAGCUCGAGCCAGGAGCCGCGGCCACAAUGACGUCCCUCUCCUCGUCCGCGGCCACGGCACGCGCCACGUUCCUCCCAUCCUCCUGCCGGGCGGCGCCGGCCGGAGGCAGCAGGAGGUCACGGCUCCUCGUGGCUCGCGCGUCGUCAUCGAGCCCCAAGCUUCCGGCCGGUCGGCGGCUUCGUGUUGCCGUCGUCGGAGGCGGCCCCGCGGGUGGCGCGGCGGCGGAGGCGCUCGCCAAGGGCGGCGUGGAGACGGUGCUCAUCGAGCGCAAGAUGGACAACUGCAAGCCCUGCGGCGGGGCCAUCCCGCUGUGCAUGGUGUCCGAGUUCGACCUGCCGCUGGACCUCGUCGACCGGAGGGUCACCAAGAUGAAGAUGAUCUCGCCCUCCAACGUCGCCGUCGACAUCGGACGCACCCUCGCCCCGCACGAGUACAUCGGGAUGGUCAGGCGCGAGGUGCUCGACGACUACCUCCGGACGCGGGCGCAGAAGGCCGGCGCCGAGGUCCUCAAUGGCCUCUUCCUAAGGUACGAGGAACCCAAGGAGCGCAACGGCACGUACACGGUGCACUACAACCACUACGACAGCUCCAGCGGCAAGGUGGGCGGCGAGAAGCGUUCGUUCGAGGUUGACGCGAUCGUGGGCGCCGACGGCGCCAACUCCCGCGUGGCCAAGGACAUGGGCGCCGGCGACUACGAGUACGCCAUCGCCUUCCAGGAGCGCGUCAAGAUCCCCGACGACAAGAUGCGCUACUACGAGGAGCGCGCCGAGAUGUACGUCGGCGACGACGUCUCCCCCGACUUCUACGGCUGGGUCUUCCCCAAGUGCGACCACGUCGCCGUCGGCACCGGCACUGUCACCCACAAGGCCGACAUCAAGAAGUUCCAGGCCGCCACCCGCCUCCGCGCCAAGGACAAGAUCGAGGGCGGCAAGAUCAUCCGCGUCGAGGCCCACCCCAUCCCCGAGCACCCACGCCCCAAAAGGGUGUCUGGGCGGGUGACGCUGGUGGGCGACGCGGCGGGGUACGUGACCAAGUGCUCCGGCGAGGGGAUCUACUUCGCGGCGAAGAGCGGGCGGAUGUGCGCGGAGGCGAUCGUGGCCGGGUCGGCGAACGGGACGCGGCUGGUGGACGAGAGCGACCUGCGCAAGUACCUGGCGGAGUUCGACCGCCUCUACUGGCCGACCUACAAGGUGCUGGACAUCCUGCAGAAGGUGUUCUACCGCUCCAACGCGGCCAGGGAGGCGUUCGUGGAGAUGUGCGCCGACGACUACGUGCAGCGGAUGACCUUCGACAGCUACCUCUACAAGCGCGUCGUGCCGGGGAACCCCAUCGAGGACAUCAAGCUAGCCGUCAACACCAUCGGCAGCCUCGUCAGGGCCACCGCGCUGCGCAGGGAGAUGAAGAACCUCACCUUAUGAUCGUUUCCAGUGGCUGUCACCUGACAUCUCUGCAUGCUUGGCUUGGUGCUUCGAACUGCGGUGGAUCGAUCGGUAUAGUAGAGAUUCCCCGGCUAAUCGAACAAGUUUGAGACGGGCAGAGAGGAGAAUAAGGUUGCGCCGAUCUCGAUCGAUGGGAAGGUCGUGUGUCGAUCGAUCCUGUCCGAUUUUGUUGUACAACAUACUCACGGUGAUGUUCAGACUUCAGAGCAGUUCGAUAUGUGAAUGAAUGUAGUAUAAACUAAAGGGCUCCCCUGUUUGGCUGUUGCUGUUCAUGUGCUCUGUCGAAUGACGAAUGUAAUGAAAUGAGAGCUCGUUGAUAUAUAUUGUGGUAUGUACUGUGA
Lolium rigidum is the source of this 1851-nucleotide messenger RNA. Its product is annotated as geranylgeranyl diphosphate reductase, chloroplastic. Gene Ontology annotation, molecular function: oxidoreductase activity, acting on the CH-CH group of donors, NAD or NADP as acceptor; FAD binding. The transcript has 3 exons. Bases 98 to 1489 code for a protein of 463 amino acids. NCBI's taxonomy places the organism in Eukaryota, Viridiplantae, Streptophyta, Magnoliopsida, Poales, Poaceae. Gene Ontology annotation, biological process: photosynthesis; chlorophyll biosynthetic process. Gene Ontology annotation, cellular component: chloroplast thylakoid membrane. The record is from RefSeq and is a predicted model, not a curated record.